GAAAAGUUGGACAUAGGGACAAGAAAAGAGGUGGAUGGAAUGGGUGCACCUGAAAUAAAAUAUGGAGAUUCAAUAUGCUUCAUACAACAUGUAGAUACAGGCUUAUGGCUCACGUACCAGUCUGCUGAUGCAAAGUCUGUAAGAAUGGGUUCUGUGCAGCGGAAGGCAAUAAUGCACCAUGAAGGUCACAUGGAUGAUGGUUUAACAUUGUCCAGAUCUCAGAAUGAAGAAUCCCGUACAGCACGUGUCAUCCGCAGUACAGUCUUCCUUUUCAACAGGUUUAUAAGGGGCCUGGAUGCUCUCAGCAAGAAAGCGAAGUCUUCCACUGUUGACUUGCCUAUCGAGUCGGUCAGCCUGAGCCUGCAGGACUUGAUUGGCUACUUUCACCCCCCUGAUGAACAUUUGGAGCAUGAAAACAAACAAAACAGGCUCCGAGCGCUGAAGAAUCGCCAGAACCUCUUCCAGGAAGAGGGUAUGAUCAACCUUGUUCUUGAAUGUAUUGAUCGCUUGAAUGUAUACAGCAGUGCAGCUCAUUUUGCAGAUGUAGCUGGAAAGGAAGCUGGAGAAGCAUGGAAAUCUAUUCUGAAUUCUUUGUAUGAAUUACUAGCGGCUCUGAUUCGAGGGAAUCGUAAAAACUGUGCUCAAUUUUCUGGAUCUCUUGAUUGGCUGAUCAGCAGAUUAGAAAGACUGGAAGCCUCUUCUGGUAUGCUUUUUAGUAUUUCAACUUCCUUAUUUGACCAGUUUUUCAUUCUUUAA
Messenger RNA from Cariama cristata (Red-legged seriema), 756 nucleotides. Its product is annotated as ryanodine receptor 2-like. The transcript has 5 exons. Gene Ontology annotation, biological process: calcium ion transmembrane transport. Gene Ontology annotation, molecular function: ryanodine-sensitive calcium-release channel activity. NCBI's taxonomy places the organism in Eukaryota, Metazoa, Chordata, Aves, Cariamiformes, Cariamidae. The record is from RefSeq and is a predicted model, not a curated record. The annotation marks the transcript as partial. Gene Ontology annotation, cellular component: smooth endoplasmic reticulum; calcium channel complex; sarcoplasmic reticulum membrane.